Molecule: messenger RNA, 4433 nt
Organism: Acanthoscelides obtectus
Lineage: Eukaryota; Metazoa; Arthropoda; Insecta; Coleoptera; Chrysomelidae
Source: the annotation of a GenBank genome assembly
GGAGAAAGGAAGUGGGAGUGUAAGCGAUUUAGUUAUAGCUUCUCAUGCAAUCAUUCGUGGUAGCCUUCAUAUUUUGUACAGCUCGCCUAUUUUUCUUCAGCAGCAUCAUUCAUCCAAAAAGCAACCAUCUUCGGAGCGCAAUUCAUAUUAAAAUUAGCUGCGAGUAUCUGGCAAAAACCCAGGGCGGGGUGUCCAUAUAAAACCGCGGUAAAGGUCAAGUAAUCCGCAUGUGCAAGUGCGAGUUCCUUUGUGCAAAGGUAGAGUUAAGUGCCCGCCACAGCAAAAUGCAGACAUCGAUGCAGCUGAUUCCUAUAGCUGUCCUAGCAGCAAUACACGCAGUUAUCAGCAAUCCAGUUGGAGUCUCAGUUGGACUACCCGAGACUCCUGAGAGACCUGAACGAUAUCAUCCGAUUUAUUCACUACAUCAUGCUCAAGAUAAGCUAGGACAGUAUGUCUAUGGGUAUGCCACUCCAACAGCAGCAAAGAGUGAAACUAAAAGCGCAGAUGGAGUUACAAGGGGUGGUUACUCGUAUAUCGACACAAACGGCAUUCUCCAAACAGUCCACUACACAGCUGAUGCUUUGAAUGGCUUUCGAGUCGCAGCCACUAACCUACCCAAAGACCUCCCCGAUGUCGCAUAUGCGAAAGCGAAGCACAUUGCCGAUUUUCAUGCUAUCAAAGCCAACCGUGAUCAGAUUGCAGCGAUAAAGGCUGUGCCUUACUCCAACCCUGUUGCGGUGCCAGUAGAUCAUGUGCCUUAUAUUCCGGAACAUCAACAGCUUCCCCAGCCAGUAACAGACCUGCCCGAAGUAGUUCAAGCUAGAAAUGAGCAUUUAGCUGUCCUGAACGAAGCAUAUGCAAAUGCACACCACCCUAUUGUACCGCUCCCAGCGCAGGAUCUUCCAGAGGUGCUCAAAGCAAGGGCAGAGCACUUAGCUGCGUUUGAGCAAAUAAGGGCUAGAGACGAAGCUAUCAGGGCAGCCGAGAUCAGCUUAAGUCCUGUUCCUGAACAUGUGUCUGAAGGUGUGGUUCCUAUUAAAACUGCGCACAGCACCUAUGUGAUACCUGACUUACCAGUGGCUCAAUCUGCACCGGUAGCCUAUACGCCAAUUUUAAUCCAUGCACCUAGUUCCGCUCAGUUCCAAACACAAGACCAUUGGGGACAAUAUUCCUAUGGAUACGUUGGUCCUCUAAGCUCCCACUCAGAAUCAAGAGCAGCUGACGGAGUAACUCGUGGUGGCUAUAGCUAUAUUGACGCCAAUGGAAUAAUCCAAACCGUGCAUUACGUAGCAGAUCCAGUGCAUGGCUUCAGGGUCGCAGCUUCAAACUUACCGAUUGAUGUACACCACCUAGCAAAAGCGUGAAACACUGCCCGAAUCCAGACUCUAUAAUUAAGGCAUGUUGAAUAAGAGGUUCGCGCAUACUACUACUCUCUAACGAACUUCACUUACUACUUAACGAUAAUUCUUUUAGAGUUUAAGCUUACAUUCAGCUUCGUUCUAUAAAGUUAUUCUCGUUGAUAAACGUUUGAAAAAUGGAUUUUAUAUUGAACUUUGAUACCCUUCAUUGCUUCCGUCAAUGAUAUCUUUACGAGAAUGCUGACAGAUCAAAAUAAAUAUCUGUCAUUGCUGACUACUAAAAUAGGUUAUCGUAGCAUGUCGAAAGAGACAGAAUACAAAUAGUAGAGGGACCCUGUUCUGAGGAAGAUGUCUUUGACGCAAUAAUGCCCGGUAUGACAAAGUCACCAAAGUGCUAUGUAUUUUUUCAGAUAAGGAUCUUCGAAAGAGGUAUUUGAUUUGACCUUGAGGCGCAUGGCCCUGAACAAAUUAAAAAGAUUUGUCUAAUUUACUCGAAAACGAAUUCACUGAUUUUAAAAUAUCAAAAUAAAGGACUUCGAAAGACUUUCCAAACAAGCUAUUACUCGAUACCCCUUGUCUUUAAUUUUUCUAAGGGAAUCACCCUGGCGGGCCGAGGGUGAAAGGGGGUGAAGUAGUUUUUGGUUAAAAAGUUGUCCCCCUUGAAAAAUAUUUCUUUUAAUCAGUGGUUUCUGAUAAAUCCGUGGUGAGAGGUUUUCAAAUGAACAUCCUGUAUACUUGGACGUAAAAUUUUCCAUUAUUUUGAUUGCCAGGGUCAGAAAGGAGCUUCCCGUUAAAUAAAGCAAUCAUUCAACUGCUUGUUCAAAGCUGAUAGAAACCCUUUUUCAAAAAUACCUUACCUUAAAAAUACGGAGCCGUUUCGUUGCUUUUGUUACACCGAUAUAAAAUAAAUGGCUACACAUCUUCUUAUAGAGUCGUAAAGGACAGACACUAAAUUAAAACUAUGCUGAGCCCAUAUCUAACCUUAUAUCUGCUAUAUCACGUCACCAAGUUUCCUGACCUAAAGGACUCACUUGGUAGGAAAACCAGUACGUUAAUGGUAGUGUCUCCACGUGGUCACCAAUUCCUGUUUUUUUUUAUAGGAGACUUCUAUCUGAAGUAUGUGUAUUUGGAGACUUAUGCGGUCGAGAUUUAUUAUUAUAGCAUUAAUAUUACAUUUUAUAUUAACAUGUUUACGUGCGAAAGUCUAUAUUUAUCCAAUGUUAUACCCUACCUAUACAUUACAAGAUUUCAAAACGUAGUCAUAGGUACAAGCAUGCCAAACACCAAUUAAAUGUAUAGUGUGGUUCAUUAGAGGUAAGCGCUUUUUGAGAUGAAACGUGUUUCAUUUUUGUAUACGAGUAUAUUAUUUACCGAGAAUGCUAUGCCUAGGUGCUGAUGGAUACCAUAGACUAUCGAGCUGGAGGGAUGGAAAGGCGACCCAUAUUCUUUUGUGGGGGAAUACAUGCGCUUCCAAACAUUCUGACUCUGCUAUUUAGAUCCGAGGUUGGUCGCUCCUCAUUCUAUGGAAAACCGUCUACAAAUCAAAAAACGGACAACAAUAAACAACAAAAGUUUGUGAGAGUUCAAUCUGCUCACUUCAAAGGAUAUAGCUUCCAGUAGCGUUUGAUGCUCCUAAAGGCAGCCGCAUUUGCGGGCUGCCAGAUUGAAAUGCUGAAGAGAAGGAAUGUCUACCCUAGGUGGUCCUGAGCUUCGCUGGUUUUGCGCUAUGCCAUCUUAAAAUUGCAACGAUGGCUUCGCGCAAUCUCAACGGCUCAUAGGCAUGUAGAGAUGAAAGAAAAGUCAAACGAAGUGUUACCUGGAAGACAACUAAACAAAAUAUGCUUUUAUCAGAAUUGCCAAUUUUACUUGAAAUAAGCCACCUUAGUGAACGAUACAUUGUCGUCGUCAGUAAACAGCAUUUCAAGCAUAUACUGUUUUGUUGCGGUAGUAUUGGGCAUCCUAUUUGAAACCCCCCAACACUUCAAACAAAUGAUUCCCUUCUCCCUAAGCAUUUACUACUGAAGACCACUUUCUGGUAUAUUUUUCCCAUACUAGUGAAGCCCUCUACCAUUUUAGUAUCGAUAACUGGAUGAAACGUGUUGUAUCAGGUUCUAUAUCGUAGAUUGUCCUAAAAGGGGUCAAACUAAGGCAUGUCCUCAAGAGUUACCGGAUUCUGUUUUUGUCUAUUUUUUUAUUUAUGUGAUUGAAAAUAUCAUGUAAGUUUCAUUGAUUUUAAGUUUCAACAAAUUGAGUGAUACCAACCUAGCUCUGUACCUAAAUUGGUAUGUCAAUGACUAGCUGGACUCAAACCAAUAGAUGCAUCAGAAGAAACCAAUCACUGUACCUGUGGCAGUUUACUUAAAGAUCACCAGAAAAUUAUUUAAGAAAUGUGCGCUCACGGUAUUUCAAAUACAUAUUAACAAAUUAACAAAUAUCGGUUUCACAGCGUCAGUCACUAUGAAUUAUAUAUGAUGUUCAAAAUUAAGAUACAUAAAAAGGCAGAUAGAACCCUUAAAUCAAUCACUCAUCAUCCUACCCUACUUUGAAUGAAUGAGUCAAACAAGCUUGAAAGACUAUAUAUGAAAAGAUCGCCAAGAACUUCCGUACAUUGAAAAAGGUUCCUUUACCUCAUUGACGAUUGGCAUACUAUAGAUGAAUAGGAUUACUGCAGGUACUGUCAUUUGUUUAGGUGAACAUUCACAGAUAUCUUACAGCACUAACAUACUGCAAUAGCUUAGCUCGCCACGUACCUAGAUAUUAAAGUUUACCAGCAUGGCAUUGUUGUCCUUUUCAUAGUUGCUCUUUGUUGAACACAUGACUGAUAUGUCAUCCUCAAUGUUAGUGAACUAGACAGCUUUCAAUUGAGUCGGGAGCGUUCUUAGUAAAGAUAGUGAUAAGCAUUGCGGCGAGAUAAUCCGCUUCACUAUGCUUUAUAUCCUGAUUUGCUUUCGGAAAGUCCCAGUUAGAGGUUUAUUACAAAUAAAUCAAGUUAACUUUCUUGCUUUCAAUUAUCGGAUUUAUUGCUCGAUAUCUUAUCUCUUAAAUAUCACAUGUCAUCUGGUAGAUAUACACAAC